Brenthis ino (lesser marbled fritillary) is the source of this 1467-nucleotide messenger RNA. Lineage: Eukaryota; Metazoa; Arthropoda; Insecta; Lepidoptera; Nymphalidae. The record is from the annotation of a GenBank genome assembly.
AUGUUAUGGCAAAUAGUACUAGCUGGGCUAUUUUGUUUUUUCCUUUGGAAACUAUUUAAAGGAGAUGACAAUGAUUUGGCGAAACUUCCCGGUCCACCAAGCUUACCGAUUGUGGGAAGUGUGUUCACCUUCUUGGGAUUAUCACAUACGCAGAUUUUCGAAAUGCUUGAAGGAUUUCCUAAGAAUUAUGGCCAUCGAGUCUGCGUUAAAGUCAUAGGUCGAUAUAUACUACACGUUUACAAUGUCAAGGAUAUUGAGAUUGUGCUUACACACUCUAAAAAUAUCAAGAAAAACAAGCCGUACAGCUUCAUGAUGCCGUGGCUCGGAUCUGGAUUAUUAGUUAGUACAGGUGCAGUGUGGCAUAGACGUCGAAAAAUUUUAACACCCGCAUUUCAUUUCGACAUUUUAAAGAGUUUCAUGCGGGUAUUUGAGGAGCAAGGGAGGAAUUUGGUGACACAUCUCAAACAAACAGUAAAAGAUGGAAACAACGUAGUCGAUGUGAUGCCGCUAAUAAGUGAUUUUACCUUGUAUAUUAUUUGCGAAACCGCGAUGGGUAUAAAACUCAAUUCAGACAAAUCAACUGCUAAAACAAAGUACAAAAACGCGAUAUUAGAUAUGGGUAAUGUUGUGAUGCGACGGCUUACAACAAUAUAUCUUCAUAACGACUUCAUAUUCAAUUUGCAUCCUUUGGGGAAGAAGUUUAAAGAAUGUUUAAACAGCGUUCACUCAUUUGCCGAUGAUGUUAUAACCGAAAGUAAGAAGGCGUUUGAGAGCAACAAUUCUGAUGAAACUUCUGGAAAACGGAGAUUAGCUUUUUUGGAUUUACUGUUGGAAGCUGAGAGGAAUGGCGAGAUUGAUUUGGAAGGGAUACGCGAUGAAGUAAACACUUUUAUGUUUGAGGGCCAUGAUACUACGGCAACGGCGUUAACAUUUGGCUUGUUGCUGUUAGCUGAUCAUGAAGAUGUUCAGGACCGUAUCUACAAAGAAUGUAAGGAAGUGCUAGGUGAUGCAGACCGAUUUCCGAGUGCUUUCGAUCUCGGUGAGAUGAAAUAUCUGGAUGCUGUGGUCAAAGAAAUACUAAGAAUCUACCCGUCCGUGCCUUUCAUUGGUAGGGAAAUUGUUGAAGAUUUUAUGUUAGAUGACAUCAAAGUGAAGAAAGGCACUGAAGUGGUAGUCCACAUAUACGACGUCCAACGCAGGGAGGAUUUGUUUCCAGAUCCGGAGUGUUUCAAACCGGAAAGGUUCCUCGAAGGAGAGGCGCGACAUCCCUAUUCCUACGUACCUUUCAGUGCCGGACCUAGGAAUUGUAUAGGUCAAAGGUUCGCCAAAUUGGAAAUGAAAUCUAUGUUAACUGAAAUCAUUCUAAAUUUUAAACUCGAGCCCGUUGUAAAAGGGUUUCGGCCUUCACUUAAAGCGGACGUAGUGUUGAGGACUGACGACAAGAUAUAUGUUAAAUUUAUACAGCGA